GAUAAAAUAUUUUUCAAGAUAUACAUUCUCUUGGCGGAGAAAGAAGCGAGAGAGGCGAUGGCCUCUGUGGCUCAGCGCUACCCCGCCUUGAUCUUCCCAUCGUCUCUCUUCCGCAAGCCCGAUGCGCGGUGCGCUGCCACUGGCGAUGAUGGAUUCAAAGCGCCGGAUCGAGCAGCGGUGUCAUCGGCGGCUUCUUCUUCUCCGGAUUACAAGCCCUUGGAUCUUGGCCCGGCGGAGCUCAAGCUCUCAUUGCAAGACGAGCCGGCGGGCAAGAAGAAGGAAGAGGUGCGUAAGCUCGAGGUAGAAGGCGAGAUUGGAGCCAGCAGAACGAGGAUUUUGGAGGAAUUUCGCAAAGGACUCAAGGACAAGAGCGCUGGAGAGCUCGCAUUGUAUGGCGGAAUUGCCGGUGUCGGGCUUGCGAUUGGAGGCAGUGUGCUGAGCUCACUGGAGGUCUUGCCGCUGGUUCCCGAGGCGCUCCAGGCAGUGGGCGUGGGCUACUCGAUCCUCAUCGCUGGUCGAGCUUUGAAAGGGAAGAACAAUGUGCUCGUUGCGACUUCUCCGUUCAAGGCCAUCAGUGAGUUGGUCGACAGUAGCGAGAAUUCACGCGUCCAACGGACGACGGUAGUUCUUCCUCGCGAUAUGGACGAGGCUGUCGUGCAAGCGCUGGAAAAACUUGCCAAGGAACGCGACGCAGCAGUGAACAAAGUGGAAGAAAUGAAGCAAGCCGCUAGUGAUUUCGCCCGCUUGGCUGCUGAGAAGGAGGCUCUUGAAGCGGUCGCAAUGGAGCUUGUCAAGGAGAGGGACUCUGCAAUUUCCGAGGUGUCGGGGCUCAGAAAAGCUGUCGAGGCCAUGCAGGGGAGAAUCUCUUCCGUGGAGAAAGCUCUAGCUCAAGAAGUCCAACAAUUCAGGCAACAAAACGAGGCACUGGAGGUGCUAGCAUGUCAGCUGGCAACCGAGAGGGACUCGGCUUUACAGGAGGUUGCGAGGUUGAAAGAAAUGGCAUCCCAAAGCGAACGAUCCGAGGCAGAGAAGCAGUCUCUGGAAGCCGUCGCUUUGCGUCUCACCGAAGAACGAGACGGUGCUCUCCAAGAAUUGGAGCAGCUUAAAAAGGUUGUCGCGGAGCUUCGAGCAUCAGAUUCGGGCCUCACGCCGGAGCAAGAGCUCUUCAUAAAGGAGAAAGUUAGAGCUGCUAGAUCACAGUACAUUGAUAUCUCACAAGGCUAUGACAAACAGGAGAAGGAGGUGCAAACAUUCGUCUCCCAUCUUGUAGAAGAGUAUGGUGCGCCCCGAGAGUGGACUCUAAAUUACAUGAAACAAUUUCUAGACUCCAAGACUUUCGUGGUGAAUGAAAAUAGUCACACUGACUUCUGAUUUUCAAGCUGGUUUAUACAACACAUUUUGUAUGAGAGACGCCAUGGCUUUGCUGGGAUCUUUGAAGUUGUCCUUCUUGGGAUAGAUGAACUGGAAUAUCCGCGCUGUUUCAAACAUGAGCCUCUUGAUGCUUCGAGGAAUCUGGCUGGGUGUCAAGAACUCCUCAGUUAGCUCCUUCCAGCUUUCAUCUAUGAUUCCUUGCAAGUGUUCUAUGGCCUGGGAUUCAGUGAUGCCCCGGUUUUCUCGCAUGUAGCAUGUAAUGCUUGAGGCAACUUCGCCUUUCUCUCGUUCAAACUGGAAAGAAACCAUCACUUGUGAGUUGAUCAAGCGAUCAC
Messenger RNA from Selaginella moellendorffii, 1706 nucleotides. Its product is annotated as rootletin. Bases 58 to 1371 code for a protein of 437 amino acids. NCBI's taxonomy places the organism in Eukaryota, Viridiplantae, Streptophyta, Lycopodiopsida, Selaginellales, Selaginellaceae. The transcript is spliced from 9 exons. Gene Ontology annotation, cellular component: chloroplast thylakoid membrane; thylakoid. The record is from RefSeq and is a predicted model, not a curated record.